AUGUCAGAGAUCCGGGCUAGUUAUCACUUCCGCCGCCCGGCACCACCACAAACUCAGCGGAUCCAGAUGCUUGAGGUGCAUCUGCGAUAUGUCCGCUCGUUCUUGCAGGAUGCUGCUCGGAAAGUUCCGCCCGAACUUGGCAUUGACUUUGAAGAUGUGCUGCGGAAGAUCAGUUCCGCGGCUCCUGAUGUGCCUUCGCCGGGCCAUGAUGGCGACGUCGUGAGCAGAUCUGCGUUCAAGGACCUGUUGGAACCCGACAAUGCUUACAACAACAUCGUGUCGCCGCUCGAUCCCCAGGGGCCAUCGCAGUUCUCCUUCAUGCUGCAACUCGUCCAGGCAAUAUCUGGAAGCGGGAAUCUGUCCGACAGCGAGUCAUCCGUCCUAGAAAGUCUCUUCAGCGGACCUUUGCCUGAUAUUGACGACAUGGACCGCGUCUCACUCCCACCACGACAACUUUCGAUGUCGCUGAUCGAUGCCCUCUUUGCUGGCCAGCAUACCAUGCCGAUCUUCCUGCACGAGCGUUACUUUCGUGACAUGGUUGACCUGGUGUACAAGGUACAGUCGUCACAUGACGCUAUCGAUCGUUUUCUUCCUCUGCUGCAUUUCACGCUGGCGUUGGGGUACCUGUACGCGAAGCCUGAACAUCAAGCUGCAGGCUGUGAGAAUGCACAUCGAGAGGCUUUCCGACAUUAUCAGGCUGGGCAAGAGCUGCUUCAGCCCCUCGACAUGAGCAGCCUCAAUGGACUGCAAACGGUACUCUGCGGCAUCGCCUUUUUGAUAUCAACCUGCCGUCUCACAGUGGCGCAUCCCCUCAUCGGCGUUGCCUGCUCUUUGGCCCUCCGCCUCGGACUGCACACAAAGAGCGAUGGGCUGUCGUCGGAAGAACAGCAGCUCCGCUUGCGGGUGUUUGCUGCGGUGCUCCACGCCGACCUCUAUGCGAGUCUUGUCAUGGGGCUACCAACAUUCCUGCAUCCCCAGAAAUCUAGCUUGGCUCUUCUCGACGAGCUUGCCUUGGCGGCAUACCACCAACGCGACUGGUACACUGCUUCGACAACGGCGCAGGUACAGCUUCUGGUGUUAGCCAAGGCCAUCGGAGACUCCAUGAUGUCGGCCGAGGGAUCGGAAACAGGUGGUUCCAGCAACGCUUACGUGGGGAUCAAAGAUGCAGCUGCGCGCUUGCGAAGCUGGAGAGAUGGGGUCCGACCUCUGCUGUAUCAGCUCGAGACGAGUGAGCCGGCUACAGUCUUCAAAUAUGAGCUUGAAAUGCUUUACAAUUUCAGCUGCCUCGUCCUCUGGCGCCCAUCAUUGCUCGACCUAUGCAAUAAGGUCAAUAUGGGUAAAGCUUUCGAUCUCGCCAGCUCAGAGGUGACUUUUGCUGGUGCUUGUAUCAGAUCAGCCUCGGCGACAACUUCGAGAUCCAGAGAGCUGGCACAGAACGGAAGCUUGAGCCCCGUUUCCUGGCCCGCAAUCUACACCAUCUUCUUGUCUUGCGUGUUUCUGACGGCUCUGUUGCCUCUCGAUGACCUUGCAAGCGGACUUGAUGACAUGUACCGACCAUUGACAGAGGGCUUGAAGUUGCUUGUCGAGUGCAGGUGCGGAGACGCAAUCGCAUCUUCUUCUUUUCAGGUCUUGAAAAUGAUGAUCAGCAGACUACCGGAUGCUCAAUCCAUCGACGUGGACGGUAUUGAAGCCUCGGCUUCGGGGUCAUGCGGCGACCAUCAGCAAGACAUCGAUAUGGGAGAGCAUGCACCCGGCAGACAGGACGAUAUUCUUUCACUUUUGAAUGCCAGAAGCCAGGAAACGGUCUCGAUCGGGACAAAAAGUCGUUCUCCUCCUAGCAUGCAGUAG
Messenger RNA from Cyphellophora europaea CBS 101466, 1848 nucleotides. RefSeq lists its product as uncharacterized. The transcript has 4 exons. NCBI's taxonomy places the organism in Eukaryota, Fungi, Ascomycota, Eurotiomycetes, Chaetothyriales, Cyphellophoraceae. The coding region runs from base 1 to 1848 and encodes 615 amino acids. Gene Ontology annotation, biological process: DNA-templated transcription; positive regulation of transcription by RNA polymerase II. Gene Ontology annotation, molecular function: sequence-specific DNA binding; zinc ion binding. The record is from RefSeq and is a predicted model, not a curated record. Gene Ontology annotation, cellular component: nucleus.